CAGAUAUACAAGAGAUACAAAAUGAUAAGUCAAAUAGUAACUUUAAUAUUGUUGAACAACUUCAAGGGCCAGAUUGCAUUAAAAUUGCUAAAAAAGAAAUUCAAAUUGCUCUUAAUGCUAAUAUGAUGAAUGAAUUUAUUACUAUAAUUUAUAGCUUUAUUGAAUCAAAAUCAAUUCAAGCUAAUAAUUCAUUAGAAUUGAAUAAUAUUAAAUCAGUAACAAAUUCUCAUAUUAUUGCACAUCAAGGUCGAUCAAAGAAACAAACACAAAACUCUUUAAAUAAUGUUGAUCAAUUGGAUUUUCAAAAAAUUUACAAUAAAGUACUUUAUAAAUCUGAUAUUACAAACAAGCUUCUGUAA
Messenger RNA from Dentiscutata erythropus, 359 nucleotides. Lineage: Eukaryota; Fungi; Glomeromycota; Glomeromycetes; Diversisporales; Gigasporaceae. The record is from the annotation of a GenBank genome assembly.